Messenger RNA from Acanthoscelides obtectus, 531 nucleotides. Lineage: Eukaryota; Metazoa; Arthropoda; Insecta; Coleoptera; Chrysomelidae. The record is from the annotation of a GenBank genome assembly.
AGGUACCCCAAUUUCACUAUCAAUUGAAUUUGACGCCACGUUAUUAAUCUUCGUCACAUGACAACGGUCUUUCAAUGCACUGUCUGUAAUCCCAUAGGUCUGCAAUUUCUGGAUCAGUCUUUUCCUAUCAAUAGACUCAAGUGCACGUUGAAGGUCGAUGAAUACACUUAACACAAUAUUCCCGUCAUGAAUGUAUGAACGCCAUUUCGGACUUACCUCCAGAAACUCCCGUAACUGCGCACAAACCACAGUUUCCAAAAUUUUGUCUAUCACUGAUAACAAAUUAAUGGGUCGGUAUUCAGCUGGUUUAUUUGGGUUGGACAUUUUUGGAAUAGGCACUAUAACCCUAGUUUUUAUUGGAGCUAUUCCUGUUGUAAGGGAUGAAUUGAUCAGGUGGAGCAAAGGGUAUCCGAGUACACAAAAAGCAGUUUUUUAAAAACUUAACAUUACAAAUAUCAUCAGCUGUUGACCUGUUUUUAAGUCCCAUUACCCUUUUAUUGAGUUGAUCAAUGCUUAUAGUGUUAAAGCUUG